Suncus etruscus (white-toothed pygmy shrew) is the source of this 2299-nucleotide messenger RNA. RefSeq names its product ST8 alpha-N-acetyl-neuraminide alpha-2,8-sialyltransferase 6 (gene ST8SIA6). Gene Ontology annotation, molecular function: alpha-N-acetylneuraminate alpha-2,8-sialyltransferase activity. NCBI's taxonomy places the organism in Eukaryota, Metazoa, Chordata, Mammalia, Eulipotyphla, Soricidae. The record is from RefSeq and is a predicted model, not a curated record. Gene Ontology annotation, biological process: oligosaccharide metabolic process; N-glycan processing. The transcript is spliced from 8 exons. The coding region runs from base 36 to 1232 and encodes 398 amino acids.
GCUGCGCGCGCUGCGCCCCGCGCUGGGGGCUCAGGAUGCGGCCGGGGGGCUCGCUGCCCGCGCUGCUCGCCUGCUUCGGGCUGCUGCUGCUGCUGCGGCUGUUUUGGGGCUCCGCCGACGCGCCCGCCCGUGCCAGGAUGUCUGUGGAGCAGAGCCGGGAGGCCCCCCUCGGCAUCCACGCCACGCAGAGGACCGCCAGGAGCCCCGCGACCCCGCUGCCACACCCCACGAACAGCUCCUAUCUGAAUGAAAAGUCGCUCCAGCUGAUGGAAAAAUGCAAAAAUCUACAGCAUGACUUCAGGAGUUUCUCCAACAAGACAAAAACGUAUUCCGAGAAGGACUAUCUCCAGAUCAUUUCAAACAUACAGAGCUGUCCAUGGAAAUGGCAAGAAGAAGAAUAUGAAAAUUUUAGAGAAAAACUUGCUUCCUGUUGUGAUGCUGUUCAAAACUUCAUUGUCUCUCAGAGUAAUACUCCAGUUGGCACCAAUAUGAGUUUUGAGGUGGAAAGUAAAUUUGAAUUCCUUAUUAAACGGAGUAUUUUUGACAUGUUUCCAAAGUCACAGCCUUUCAUUGAUUCCCCUUACAAACAGUGUGCGGUGGUUGGAAAUGCAGGCAUUCUUAAUCAGUCUCUCUGUGGAGCUGAAAUUGAUAAGUCUGACUUCGUGUUUCGGUGUAAUCUCCCUCCCAUCACAGGGAAUGUUAGUAAAGAUGUUGGCAGUAAAACUAAUCUGGUGACCAUCAAUCCCAGUAUCAUAAAGCUAAAAUAUGGGAACUUAAAGGAAAAGAGAGAAUUAUUUCUGAAGGACAUUGCCAGCUAUGGAGAUGCAUUUCUUCUUCUGCCAGCCUUCUCCUUCAGGGCUAACACCGGCUCUUCUUUUAGAGUGUAUGAAACUGUGAAAUCGUUCAAGGCCAAAUCAAAGGUGGUUUUCUUCCAUCCCAAAUACCUGAAAAAUCUUGCCCUUUUCUGGAGAACUAAAGGUCUGAUGGAAUAUCGCCUGUCUACUGGUUUAAUGAUCACCAGUGUGGCCUUAGAACUGUGUGAGAAUGUAAAACUAUAUGGAUUUUGGCCUUUCUCUAAGACUUUAGAAGACAAUGUUGUUAGCCAUCACUACUAUGACAACAAACUACCUAAACGAGGCGUCCACGAGAUGCCCAAAGAAUAUAACCAGAUUCUCCAGCUUCACCUGAAAGGAAUCCUCAAGUUACAACUUAACAAAUGUGAAGUUGCCUAAGCAAAGUGUUUUAGAUGGGAAUACUUGUAAUGCCAUGUCAUUGGUGACUAACACUGUUUGUAAACAUGGGCCAUUCUGGAGAUCCCCAAAACUCGACUUGAUCAAGUCUCUACACUGAAUCUGUAGCUUGAGUCACAUACUCAAUUAUUCUGACUGUAAGUUUAAUUACCUCUAAAAUAGGGACUGUGACACCUCACUCACUAACGUGAGUAAAAUGAGGGUUUCUAUGGAAAAGCUUGAUGAAAUGUAUGGCUUGAGGUAGGGACUCAAAAUUUGUUUUGAUUUAUUUUUGUUCGGGGGCCACACUCAGCAGCACUCAGGAGUUAUUCCUGGCUCUGUGCUCAGAAAUCACUCCUGGCAGACUCAGGGGACAAGAGGGGAUGCUGGAGUUUGAACCUAGGUAGACCGUGUACCAGGUAAAAAUGCCCUACACAUUGUGCUAUUGCUCUGAUCUGUUUUGAUAUUAUUCACAUUUAGUCCCACCUCUCUUCAGACUGAUAAGAGUAGGUAUAUAUCUUGGAGACCCUUUCUCCAGAAAAGAGUUGAAUUAUCAAUAUUCACUAGGGCUUUUUCUCUGGCAGGCCUGUAAUCAGUAAUAUCAUUCUCUCCCUUCCUUUCUUAAAAAAAUGCAAAUUAAAAAUUAUGUACUUCAUUUAAGAACUCCUUGAUUUUAAAUAAUGAAAUAAUUGUAUAUGGUAACAUGUCCACUUCUGAUUAUGUUUAUUUGUGAUAUUAGCUCCUAUAAUAUUUGGAUUUUGGGCCAAUUCUUUUCUUCUUUUAUCUAUAUUUUAAAACCACUCUGUAGAGUUUAUGUUAACUUCCUGCCUCAUUAGGUCUUUUCUCUCCCAGUGAGUAUUUACCUCAAGGACAUGAAUAUUUUUAAUACCUAAGUUUCAUUUGUUUGGGGGCUCACUCUUUGGAAUUUAUUUGAAAAAUAUGAUUGAGCACUUACUUCAUGCCAGACCCAGAAAGAGAGGUAAAAAUGAGUUGGUACACAGAAGGAAAGAUUUAUAAAAUAUGAUAUGUUGAGUGCCAUUGCAAAUGUUAUGAAUAAUGUGAUGAAGAAU